AUGGUCGAGCAGAUCACUGCAGAAUAUAAAGCAAGAGCAUUGCAGUAUCACCCUGAUAAGAAUGCAGGAGACAAAGAGGCAGAAGCUAAAUUUCAAAAAAUGAAGGAAGCAAAAGAGGUGCUUUGUGAUCCUGAAAAAAGAAAGAAUUAUGAUAAAUGGCGCAACAGUGGUAUUUCGAUGAGCUAUAAACAGUGGCUAGGAAUGAAAGAGCAUGUUCAUCAGUCAAUGCAUUGGACAACCCUAAAAACAAAGGAUAGGAUGCUUGGUGUAGGAGGCGAGAGUUCCGAAAAAGCUCCUCCAGCAAACAGGAGAGCUUCAGAGGGCGGAGCUAAUAUUCAUUGGGGAGGUCGCUCAAACGUCCAGUGGGAAAAUCAACCACCGAGCGAUUUGGUCAAAGGGUUCAGAAAUUAUGAAAUUUAAAUUUUAAAAAGAAAUCAAAGAAGAAAUCCUUGCUAUAUGGCAUACAUUCCCUCAUUAUUUCACUAUAUUUUAUUUUCAAACUGUAACAAUUUUAUUUUUAUUUAAAAUAUUUUUUUUUUACUUUGGUGUGGUUUAUAUAAGAUUAAAAUUUUAAAAUAAGUAUUAAAAAAAUAUUCAUACCUUUUGCACUGAAGUGCCAAAUGAAUAUUUAAUUUGAAGUAUACUGGAAUCUACUAUUAAGACCAUCAAGGGAAUGUAUGCUCAAUAUUGUCCCAGUCUAUUAUUACAUGUUUCAAUGGAGAAUUGUCCAAUUAUAUUUAUUGUAUGUUCGGUUCUGUAGGCAGAUUGUAUGCUCUAGCCAAUGAGAUCCAACAAGAUAGACGAUAAGUCUGAUCAUUUUUGCCUAAUAUCAUUGAUUAUAGUAGAAAGAAAAAAAAAAAAAUCAUUGGCUAGGGUAAUGAAGUAACAUACUUUCAAAUAUGUAUGUUAAGAACCAUUUCAGUGUUUAUAGAUGUUUCUAUGCAGCUCAUAAUUAAGUAGCUGUUUUAUUUACAUUUUAGAACAUCUCCCUUAUAAAUGUUUCGGAUAGUAAAAUAUAAUGUAAGUGUUGUGAUGUUUUUUGACAAUCCCUGUUUGUUACACCUGUGAGAGCUGUUGACAUCAUAAUAUGGUCAUUUUGCACGUAGAUGUUCCUUUCUCAUCUAUGACCUAGUAGUUCAGAGGUAAUACAAAAUGGUAUUUAAGCAAAUGAGAUAUAUUUAUUAUUAAAUUUAUUAUGGGGUAAAGGAGAGCUACUCCUUUAAACUUAUAAAGUGGAAUAUUUAGCUAACAAUAAUUUUAUCUUUAUUAAUUAAUGCAAUUGGACCUCUAUAUAUCUAAUUGAAAGGUUCCAAAAAAAAAAAAUGGUUCUUUAAAAUAUUGCAAUUUUAUAUUAUAUUUAAUUGAUAUGUAUGUAGUUCAAAUGAAAAAACAAUUACAAUUACAUUUCUAGUGUUAAAUGAAUUAUUUUAGAAUUAAAGAAAAAUCAAAUAAUCAAAAACAUACAUACAAUUUUUAUUCUAUAUAUUUAUGAAAUUCCUUCCAUAUAAAGAAAGUUCUUUUCCAAUAAAAAUUCGAAGUUUCUUAAGAGAAAAUAAUACAUAUAAAUUGAGUAAUUAUGAACAGAAGAUCGAUAUAAAGCAGUUAAAUAACAAACUUAAUAACAUUUGUGUUGACAUUAUAUUGCAUUAAAAAUAUGAAAUUUAUUGUUUUAAUAUGUUGAUGGAAUUUACCAAUGGAAGAAAUAAUAAUGAAAAUAUCUUUAAAACGAUUAUAAUUUGUUUCCUAUGACUUUAUCUGUUCACAUAGAGAGAAUUCAUUCUAUUAAUUAAUUAUUUAAUUUUUAUAUAAAAUAUCUGAAUGGUCCAACAAGCAUUUCUAACAGCAAACAUAUCAAUAUUUAUUUUUUUAAUUUCAUUCUCCAGCUUAUUUUAUUAUUUUUUUUUUUUCUGUAAAUACAAUUUUGUAUUAUCUAUAAAUAUUUUAGUAGCAUAAAUGUAUGUAUAUCUACAUUUCUUAUUUAAAUGUAUGGUCUAUUACGGAAUUAUAAAUUUUAUAAUUGUUAUGUUGUAAAUAUAUUUUUGUAAAUUUAGAUAUUUAUCAAGAGUUAUGUAUAUUUGUUUUUUGAAUUGUAACCAGUACACGUUUCAACAAUGAAAAAACUUAUCUAUUCAACUGUUAUUUGUAUUAAAUUAUUUAUUUAUAAUUUUUGAAUUGUUCGUCCAAGUCAUCAGCGGGCGCUAAGUCAAUGAAACAUAUUUUUAACAGAAACUAAGGAGAGUACCAACCUAUUUUUAAUACUAUAUUCAUUCAUUGUAAUUAAAUUCACUAUUUAUCUACUAAAUAUGAAACAUUCGAAAACAGGGUAUGGAAAAUAGCAUUUAUGAAAGAUUGAUAAUGAAAUAAGUAUGGAUACAUAUAAAACCAUUUUGCAAUGUUUAUGGCUCUUGCUCUUGGAAGGUGCUAUAUUUUCCUAUAUGUCACUAAAUUCCUUUUUUUUCAUCUUUGAUUAAUGUCCAUUUCUAUAUUAAUGUAUAAGAUAAUUCUGUACCCUUAAUAGUGGACCCGAAUUUUCUUUAAAGUGCAGCUAUUUACUUCAGCAUCCUGUUGUAUGUAUUUGAAUAUGAAAUAAACUUGAUAUGCAUACUUCAU
Nezara viridula (southern green stink bug) is the source of this 2610-nucleotide messenger RNA. Lineage: Eukaryota; Metazoa; Arthropoda; Insecta; Hemiptera; Pentatomidae. The record is from the annotation of a GenBank genome assembly.